This is a messenger RNA of Cannabis sativa, 1898 nucleotides long. RefSeq names its product hydroquinone glucosyltransferase. Gene Ontology annotation, molecular function: UDP-glycosyltransferase activity. NCBI's taxonomy places the organism in Eukaryota, Viridiplantae, Streptophyta, Magnoliopsida, Rosales, Cannabaceae. The transcript has a single exon. The record is from RefSeq and is a predicted model, not a curated record. Bases 284 to 1720 code for a protein of 478 amino acids.
AAAAUUCCAAUACUUUUCAAUUUUCAUAAAAUUACCCAUUUUUUUUUUUUAAAAAAAAAAAAAUUCUCUCUAGAACUUUUCUCCAUUCUUUUGUAUUAUUCAAAAAUUGGCUACUAAUUUUAAUAAUUAAAAAUAAAGCCCAAUUCUAGAAGUGAAACAUUGAACCUAUAAAUCAAACAAAAAUUAAGUCCCGUAUAGCCUUCUCUAUUAUCUCCCUCUUUCUUAUACUUACAUACGAGUACUACAAAAACUGAAAAACAGCUUAAUUGAUCAUCAAUUCACCAUGGCUGAACAACCUCAAGCUCAUCAGAAACCCCACCUGGCAAUUCUUCCAUCUCCAGGGAUGGGCCACCUCAUCCCUCUCGUCGAAUUCGCCAAGCGUUUAGUCAGAGCUCAUGAUUUCACCAUCACGUUCGUGGUUUCGACCGAUGGCCCCGUACCUUCAAAGACCCAGAAGUCCGUUCUGAGCGCCUUACCGGAGGAAAUUGACCACGUGUUCCUUCCGCCGGUUAACUUCGACGACCUCCCAGAAGACACAAAGGUCGAAACCAUCAUCACUCUCACAGUGGCACGUUCUCUCCCUGCCCUUAGAAACAUCAUCAAGUCAAUGUUCUCGCGUUUCGGCUCGGUCAGCGCUCUUGUCGUCGACCUUUUCGGCACCGACGCUUUUGAUGUCGCACGAGAGUUCAACAUGUUGUCGUAUAUUUUUUACCCGUCUACAGCCAUGGCCUUGUCUCUCUUCCUCCACUUGCCGAUUCUCGACGAAACGGUGUCGUGUGAGUUCAGAGAGCUGCCCGAGCCGGUCAGAAUCCCGGGUUGUAUUCCUAUCCCGGGCAAGGAAUUGCUUGACCCAGUUCAGGAUAGAACAAACGACGCUUACAAAUGGACACUUCACAACGCAAAACGGUAUCGUUUAGCUGACGGGAUUAUGGUGAAUUCGUUCUUGGAAUUGGAGACCGGAGCCGUUUCGUAUUUGACGAAGAGCGAGCCAGGUAAGCCACCGGUUUACCCAGUUGGACCGUUGGUCAACAUGGAACCGUCAACGAAGGCUGACGAGUCUAAUUGUCUGACGUGGCUAGACAAGCAGCCACAUGGCAGCGUUUUAUUCGUUUCGUUCGGUAGUGGUGGGUCCCUCUCUUCGGAGCAGAUUAAUGAGUUAGCUUUUGGAUUAGAGAUGAGUGAGCAAAGAUUCAUGUGGGUGGUGAGAAGGCCCAACGACAAAGUCGCAAACGCCACUUAUUUUAGCGGGACUGCCCAAAACGAAUCGUCGUUUGAUUUCUUACCUAAUGGGUUUUUGGAGCGAACCCAAGGGAGGGGCCUUGUGGUGCCAUCUUGGGCCCCACAGUCCCAAAUUCUGAGGCAUGGCUCGACGGGUGGGUUCCUUUCCCAUUGUGGCUGGAACUCCACACUAGAGAGCGUGGUCAGUGGGGUGCCACUCGUGGCUUGGCCUCUCUACGCAGAGCAAAGAAUGAACGCUUUUAUGUUGACCCACGAAAUUAAAGUUGCCAUAAGGCCUAAAGUGAGUGAGAACGGUAUUGUUGAAAGGGAAGAAAUUGCCAAAGUAGUUAAGUCCCUUAUCGAAGGGGAAGAUGGUAAAAAACUGAGAAACCAAAUGAAGGAUCUUAAAGAAGCUGCGGCUAAGGCUCUGAGUCCAAAUGGGGCUUCUACUAAAGCACUAUCUGAGGUGGUUGGCAAGUGGAAGAACAAGACAUGUAAUUAGAGCUCUUACUCACUCCAUUCUGUUAUUGCUCUUUACUUUUAUUUUGUAUUCUUUUUGUAAUUUAUUUUUCGUCUUCUUCUUGGGUUUUUUCUACUAAGGAUUUUGUGUUACAAAAUGUUACUAUGUAGUAUUGUGUAAUAUGUUUGACUAUAGAAUAUAUAAGACAGAUUAGUGGUUA